Molecule: messenger RNA, 4761 nt
Organism: Ctenopharyngodon idella (grass carp)
Lineage: Eukaryota; Metazoa; Chordata; Actinopteri; Cypriniformes; Xenocyprididae
Gene: dlgap4a
Product: discs, large (Drosophila) homolog-associated protein 4a
Exons: 13
Coding region: 436-3639 (1067 amino acids)
Biological process (GO): signaling
Cellular component (GO): postsynaptic specialization; glutamatergic synapse
Molecular function (GO): molecular adaptor activity
Source: RefSeq, a predicted model, not a curated record
AGCGCUCGUCAUGAAACCCGUCCUCCUCAUUCAGUGAUGUGAUGUGCGCUCGUGCACCGGCGCUCGCCGUUUCUCAUCAUCAUCAUCAGCAGCGGCGGCGGCGGCGGUCGGAGCGGACAGACAGUAGCGGAUUCUCUCAGCUUCUCUAGAGGAUGUACCGCGUUACCGGAGGGAAACGGCGGAGAGUCUUUCUGGGGGCCCUUCCCUGAGAAACGAACAAGGACGGAACGGAUCGACACGGAUUUUUUGACACGAUCUGUGCGAAUGACACAAACCGCUGUGAGGAUUUUGCCGUAUGUGAGGAGCGCUCCGGACUGUCCGUCCAGUCUCACGCAAUGCUGAGCAUGUAAAGAACCCGACCGAGGGGUCGCCCUCCAGGGCCACAGUCUCUCUUCAUCUGGGAGCAUGUUCUAGGACGGACCCUGCACAGCAACCAUGAAAAGCUUAGGGGCCAACCGUAGCCGACAUCUGUCAGACAGCUGUGACCCCACCGCGGGCCCCCAGGAGCCCUUGUGUCCCUUGGCCCCGGACCCCCACGCCGCCUACCUCCUGAGCCCCACCGUCAACCAUUACGGCACUCUGGAUCCUCACUUCCAUCAUUUUCCAGUUUCCACCCCGACGACCCUGCAGUCGGACUGCCUGCUGCCUCUAAACAACCAGCUGACCAACAGCAGCACCUUCCCACGGCUGCACUACACCAGCCAGCCGGAGCAGAGCGAGUACACGCAGCAGGGUUGUGUGGCUCAGACAGGCAGUCGCGCUGGCACCCUCACGUCCUCCAUGUCCAUGGGUUUGGGCCUGGGACUGGGCGCCCCCGCCAUGAUCAGCAGCGGCACAGCCACCAUCUCAUCCGCGGCCGCUGCCAAGAUGAACCGGCUCCCGGCCAACCUGCUGGACCAGCUGGAGCGCCAUCUACCACUGCAGCGCGACGGCUUCAGCACGCUGCAGUUUCACCGGCGCAGCCGCGGCUCCAAGCAGCGCAGCGAGAGUCCCAGCCGCAUCCGAAACCUGGUCCAGUCCGUCCAGAAACUCUUCGCCAAGUCACAAUCUCUGGAGGUUUCGGCGGUCAAAGGGAGCAUAACCGCCGGCGACGCGGCCAAAACGACCCGGCGGAGCAAAAGCAAAGACCGCGCCAAGACCGAAGGCACCAAACGGCGUCCGCGGCCCAAUCUCUCAGGCUUCUGGAGCUCGGACGACGGCUUAGAGGAUGAUCCGCCGACUCAACCCGCCGCCGGCCCGCUGGCGGUGGCGUAUCGAAACCCUCUCAGCAUGAUGACAUUGGGCAGAGCCGUGUCGGACAGUCAAGCGGCACCCAGACCGCAUCCGCAGGGCUACAACACCAUUGCGGCACAUUCGCUCAAAUCCUCCAAGAGCAGCGGCGACCUCAAGCCGCAGGUCAGCCUGCCGCCCUCCGGUGGCCAAACGGGGGACAGCGUGCUGGUCAAGAGAGGCUCCUGGUCAACGCUGACCCUCAGUCAGGCCAGACAGGUGCUACAGAAGGGCUCCGCCACCGUUAACCGGACCCUGCUCAAGUCCAAGUCCUGCCACGGACAGGAGAUGACCUGCAACUUCCUACAGGUGCCUACAGGUGAGUGGAGCGGGACGCUGGGUAAGGCAGGGGGCGCGGGCGAGAUCCCCUGCAGGCGGAUGCGCAGCGGCAGUUACGUUAAAGCCAUGGGAGAUGUGGAGGACAGCGAUGACUCAGACGGACCCCCUUCACCCAAACCCUCGCCCAAGACCGCUGCCCGGCGACAGAGCUACCUGAAGGCCACCCAGCAGUCUCUCAGCGAGCAGCAGCCGCCUUUACCGCCACGCAACUGUAUGCCGUCUCUAUGCGAGGUCUCCACCAAUCGCAGUCUGGAUAACCUGGACUGUUUGAUGGCUCCCGGUGACGCGGGUCUGCAGCACUGGGACACUGACGGGGGAUUCGGUCUGCGCUGCGCGACGCUGGGACGAGGGUCUACCAUGAGACAGGUGGAGCAGGGCUACAUGAGCAACGCGGCUUACGGGCAGGUGGAGUCUCAAGCGGUGGAGGCCUUGGAUCUGCCCACACCCACCUGCUUCCGGUCUCGAAGCCACAGUUACUUGCGGGCCAUCCAGGCCGGCUGCUCUCAAGAUGAUGAUACGGGCUCUGUGGACUCCGACGAGACUCCACCGAUAACCUCAUCCAUCAGCAGCUAUAACAGCAUCACCAUCUCCACGUGUACGGCCAUCUGUAAGAAGGCUCCUCCUCCUAUUCCUCCACGCACCACCUCCAAACCCUACAUCUCGGUUACGGUCCAGAGCAGCACAGAAUCUGCCCAGGACACGUACCUGGACAGCCAGGACCAGCGCAGCGAGGUCAACAGCCAAUCAGGACGCAGCAACUCCUCCGACAGCCUCGCCAGCUCUCGGACAGGAAGUCUGGUCAAAGGCGCCAAGCGGCCGCCUAUCCUGCCGCCCAUCCCUGCUCCGCGGGAACCCGUACAUCUACCCAGUGCAAGAGUGACCACGCCUCCUCCUGCUAUAGUCCCGCCCUCUCCCGCCGCAGACGUCAGAAACGAGCCUGCGAGUCUCACAGUGGCACCUGACGAAGCGCAAGCUCAGCCCAAGAGAAAACUCUCAUCGAUUGGUAUUCAGGUGGAUUGUGUGCAGCCGGUUCUGAAAGAGGAACAAACUCCCACCACCAGGUUCCAGUCCAUCGGGGUUCAGGUUGAAGACGGCAGGCCACUCAGUCGCUUCACUAGCAUGGCGUCUAGACAGGAGACGACAGAGGCCGAAUCUCAGGAGCAGACCGACGGUAAACCUUCGGAGAAUAAGACGCCCAACCAGUCUCUGGACGGCAGUGUGCACAAGCUCUCACGAGCGAAUGUGAUGCGCUCCGGUUCUGCCUCGCUGCAGGAAAAGCUGGAUCCUGCGCUGGACCCAUCCUCCCUCCCGCCGCCGGAUCCGUCUCUGCAGGCCGGGACGGGCAGCGUAAAUGGAGCCGUGGAGCAGCCCGGGGGCUCGGCGUGCCUCAGGGACGGACGCUGGUUCCAGAAGCUUCUCCAGGCGGAGACGGACCGCAUGGAGGCCUGGUGUCAGCAGAUGGACCAAGAGACCAAAGACAAAGAGCUGUCAGAGGAGGUGUUAGGAAAGGUCCGCAGUGCGGUCGGCAGCGCUCAGCUCUUGAUGUCUCAGAAGUUCCAGCAGUUCCAGGGCCUUUGUGAGCAGAACCUGGAUGCAAGCGCUCAGCCGCGGCCCACCGCGCAGGAUCUGGCCGGAUUCUGGGAUCUGCUGCAGCUGUCCAUCGAGGACAUCAGCAUGAAGUUCGACGAGCUCCACCUCCUCAGGUCCAAUGACUGGAAGAUGUCUGAGACCCAGGAAAAAAAGGUCCAACUCAUGUACCUUUCCAACAUCGUAACGCUUCCUUUUGCUUGUAUAACCAAUGUGAAGGAGGAGAAGAAGUCCGCUCCAGCCCACACACCAAAGAAGACUGUAAAGGUAAAAUCCAGCGGCGGGAAGGAGAAGAGCGGCGACUCGGUGGCCGACAAGCAGCGUCAGGAGGCCAGAAAGCGACUGAUGGCGGCCAAGCGAGCCGUGUCUGAGCGGCAGAACUCUGCCACCGAGAGCGCCGAAAGCAUCGAGAUCUACGUUCCCGAGGCUCAGACGCGACUCUAAUAAACCACAAAGUAACAAACUCCUCCCAAUCCAAGAGACGCUUUCUUGUGCUCACGGACACGCUCACUCGUACAGAGCGCAACACGGUCGGAUCUAAAGGUGAAUGGCCGAAACAACGAGCAAAAAAAUACAAUAAAAAGGCGAAAAAUUGAAUUUGAACGCUGCCGCAGAAGAACCUCCUGUUGACGUUUGUUUAUAUGGUUUCCCCUUGUUAUAAUUAUAAAUGUUAUAAAAGUUAACUAUCUCAUGGAAUAUAUCAAGACUUUGUCUGUAAAUUGUGCUAAUAUCUCUGAUGGUGAAAAGACGUUCUUUACCGCGUCAGAUCUCAGACCCUUUACACUCGUCACAUGACCCGCUUCACACGUCACAUGACCCACGGACAGCAUGCACUCAGGAUCCUGCACGUGUGCACUUGUCUUUCAUCAACGCAGUCUUCCUGUUCUCACAAACACCUUUCUUUUCUUCGUCGGGAGCACGGACACGUGACUUUAUCACGCGAAGCGUUUGAAUGGCGUUACGUAUGUGAAUGUUUCACUGCAUCUGGAGUUUUGAUGGUACAAGAGAUACUUGAAAUCUGAAGCGAAUCACCGUAGGAAGUCGUAGAGUAGCACAGGAAGCAGAUUUUAGCACUCCACUAGUUUUUUUUUGUUUCACGUCACUUUUCACUCCAGUAAAAUUUAAAGCAGAAACACAUUUCGGCUUGAUUUAUUUUCCACGUCAAACAAUCCAUUUAUAUUUGAUAGGGUUGAAAUAUGACCACUCGACUUUGUUUUUAUGAUGAAUGUUUUAAAACGUCAACAAUGACUGUCCAGAUUUUUACUUGGACCAACUUCCUGUUUGUUUUGUAAUAAUAUUAUUAUUAUUAUUAUUAUUAUUAUUAUUAUUAUUAUUAUUAAUAUUAUUUUAAUUUUAAAGUUUUCAGUUGUGUUUUCUGUUUUCCAUUCCAUGUGUUUUUCAGCACGGUUUCCUGAUGCUACGGUUCAAGCGAUGACCGUACAACCGUGUCUUUGUGUGACCAAUUAGAGCCCUUCAUUUGUGAUCAACAAUGUUUUUUUUUUUUUUUUUUUUUUUUUUUUUAUUAUUAUUUGACAGACAUUAAAAAUUUCCGUUACCCAAAACUCA